CUCACCACAUCUGAAACGCCUUGAAACGUCUGCCCCCCCUUCCCCAACAACAACCCCACUAGUCGAUACCACUAUAUGUCAAAGCGCCACCUUAGUCCGUCGCCCAAGACGCCCACUGUCCUUCGCAAGAAGCGCGAGAAAGCACCAGUAGCCGUGCAAGCUCUCGCACAAGCCCUCUUCUCGGGGUAUGUCGACUCUUUUGUGAUCAUUCGCGUGCUGUCGCUCGUGAGCCGGGACCUGUCGACCCACGGGGCGCGCAUUGUCAGGUCCCUCGACCUCCACGCCACCCUUCGCCCGCAUAAACUGCUCUCCCAGUGUGUCCUUCGUCGAUACCACGCCGGCCUCUUGUCGUUAUCGCUGCAAUGGACUCCAUCGACCACCGACGCCACCGUCGCACUAAUUGCAUCCUCCUUGCCACAGCUCACAAAUCUCAACUUGCACGGGUGCCACAAGCUCACAAACGAUGCAUUGGCCACCAUCUCCGCCGCGCUACCGUCGUUAACGUCCCUGGACCUGUCAUUCUGCAGUGGUCUCACUGAUCCCACACCGCUGUCGUCCUUAGAACACCUCCAGACUCUGAAUCUCGCCAUGUGCUCCAACCUUCCCAAGACCACUCUAACGCAUCUCCCGACAUCCCUAACCUCGUUGGACAUUGGCUGCACUGGCUCCAUCGAUGCGACAGCAUGCCUCCGCCGUUUCGACCGAUUGCAGUCGCUGGACCUGUCUGGAUGUAGCACUGUGGACGCAAACGACAUUGUCACGUUCACUCAAGCAACCGCGCCUCGCUUGCGGCACCUGUCGUUGGCACACUGUCACUCGGUUCAUCUGUCCGACUUGUGGCACCAAUGGCCCCAACUGCCUGCGCUGAAAGUCCUCAUCCUUCGAGGAAUUCGUGGGGGCAGCAAGCCAACCGCAACAUGGACGGACCGCGUCAAGGCCUGCUGUCCGUCCCUGACCUUCUUGGACAUUUCGUGCAGCGACCACGCCGGCAGCAUCAAGAAGGACCUGCGCGAGAUGAUGCCAGACUUGUCUGUUCAUGAUGGCCAUGCCGACUUUCCCAUCGUGGCAUGUGCGUGUGAUGCGGACGACCAAGGCCCUCGCGGGGUGCGCAGGCCCGCGGAUCGGGUGCUGGUCAUUAGACAUGCCCCAUAACAUGAUGACCCUGAUGGACAUGACUGACAAAUUCGACUAGUCAAACUCCACCUGCCAUCCAUUCCCUCUAUGUGUAGCCAGCCACCUACUUCUCCCAACUAACGUUAUGUUGGUACUUUUGGCCCACCGUUUUUUGGUGCUAAGUCACUUGACCGUACAAUUCAAGUCGUACAUUCGACGACAAAAUUGACAUUCA
Molecule: messenger RNA, 1348 nt
Organism: Aphanomyces astaci
Lineage: Eukaryota; Oomycota; Saprolegniomycetes; Saprolegniales; Verrucalvaceae
Exons: 1
Coding region: 76-1152 (358 amino acids)
Biological process (GO): SCF-dependent proteasomal ubiquitin-dependent protein catabolic process
Cellular component (GO): SCF ubiquitin ligase complex
Source: RefSeq, a predicted model, not a curated record